AUGAUGUUUUAGAGCUUUAAAAAAAAACUAAAAAAAAAUAAAAAACAAAAUAAAAGAAUCAAGAAAUAUCAAUAAAAGUCAUAAUAAAUAUAAUAAAUAAUAAUCAAUCAAUAAUAAUCAAUCAUCAUAAUCACUAAAUAUUAUAAAUUUUUUUUUUUAGAAUUUAAUCAAAUAAAAUUUAUAUUAAAACUAAUUUAAAAAAAAAAGACUUCCCAAAUAAAACAAACCCAACUAAAAUAGCAAUAAGAGAAUAAUUAAUUAUUGUAAUCAUAACAAAAUCAUUUCUAUUAAACAGCAAUAGAACAAUUUUCUUUAUAGAGUUAUUAGUGUGUUUAGAAUAUAAAACCAAAUAUAUAUUUUUUUUGUGUUGUUUUAUUUUUUUUUAAAAUUAUCUAAUUUUUUUUUAUCAAACGAAUCAAUUUUAAAAAAAAAUCAAUAAAGAGAAAAAAAGAAGACCAGUUGUAUUAUUAUUUAGAAAUCAGAAAUAUAUAUAUAUAGAAAGAAGAAAAAGAGUCAAGUUUUUUUUUUAUUUCAAUAAAAUUUAAAAAUGUCAGGAAUUGCAGCAUUAGAACCAUUCGUUGGAAAAGAGGAUCCAGUUGAACUUUUUGAACUUAUUGAAGAAAUUGCAGAGGGUUCAUUUGGUACAGUCUAUAAAGGUAAACAUUUACCAACUGGUAAUAUUAUGGCAGUUAAAAUUAUUGCAUUAGACGAAGAUGAAACCUUUGAAGAUUUAGUAGUAGAAAUAGACAUUUUAAAUAGAUGUAGCCAUAAUAAUAUUGUUAAAUAUUACGGCAGUUGGGUUAAAGGGGAUGAAUUAUUUAUUGCUAUGGAAUGUUGUGGAGGUGGUUCAAUUACAGAAAUUUAUCAAGAAUUAAAUGCACCAUUAACAGAAGGUCAAAUUGCAUAUGUAUGUCGUGAAACUUUGAAGGGUUUAGAAUAUCUUCAUAAUACUGGUGUUAUUCAUAGGGAUCUUAAAGGUGCAAAUAUUUUAUUAACCGAAUCUGGUGAUGUUAAACUCGCUGAUUUUGGUGUUAGUGGUUUAUUAGAUAAAAAUAGUAAACGUAAUACAUUUAUUGGUACACCAUAUUGGAUGGCACCAGAAGUUAUCGAAAAUAGAAGCAACCCAGUUCCAUAUGAUACCAAAGCAGAUAUUUGGUCUUUAGGUAUUACUUUAAUAGAGUUAGCAGAGGCAGAGCCACCAUUAUCAGAAAUUCAUCCAAUGAAAGUACUUUUCCAAAUUCCAUAUCGUGAUCCACCAAAAUUAAAGAGCCAAGAAAAUUUUAGUAAAGAUUUUAUUAAUUUUGUUCAAUUAUGUCUUCAAAAGGAUCCAAAUCAAAGAAAAACAGCAGCAGAAUUAUUAAAGCAUCCAUUUGUAGUAAAUACUAAAGAGAAGGUAGUUUUACAUGACAUUAUCGCUAAAUAUAGAAAGGUUAGACAGGCUGAAAUGGAAAUGGAUGAGGAAGAAGAAGAAAGUGAGGAUAUCGAUUCAGAUGAAAAAGAUGAAUCUUUACACGAGUCAAGUAAUGGUAAGCAUGGUACUUCAAGUAAAUUAAAGAAAUCACAUGGUACAGGUGAUAGAAAAUCAACAGGCGCUCACUCAUCACCACCAGCUUCACCAGCUCCAAGAAAAUCUACAGGUCACAAUUUACCAUUACCACAAUUAAAUGGUCAAGAAAAUUCUUCAAUUAACAAAUCAAGUGAUAGACUUUCAGUUAGAACUGCACCAUCAGCUGUUACAAAUACUACAACCACAACCACUAGUACUUCAUCUAGCACCAAUACCACUUCAAAAUCUAAUAAUGCCAAAUCAAGUGACGAUAGAUCACCCGAUAUUAGAACUAAUAGAAAGGCCGGUAGACCAGUUACCAUUAGAAAAACAAUGGAAAAGAGAAAUGAAGCAAUCAAAAAGGUUGUUAAUGCUAAGUUAAUGAAACAACAACUUAAGGAUAUCAAAAAACAACAACAAGAACAGACUGAAGAAGAAGAAUCACUCCACAAACAACAACAAAAAGAUAAAGAAGAGUUAUUAAAACAAAAUGCUGGUAGGGCUACAUCUCAACAAAAACAAGCUCAAGCUAAAGAGGAUAAGAUGCAAAAACAACAUAAACUCGAGAAAGAAAAUCUUUCAAGACAACAAAAGGCCGAUAGAGAACAACUUAUCAAAAAGAAUCAAUCUGAGGGAAGACAACAACGUACUAAAGUUAUUGAUCAUCAAAAACAACAACAAAAAGAACACAAAGAUCAACAAAAACAACAUCAAAAACAAAAAGAACACGAAUUUAAAGAUCAAAAUAAAGUUCUCGAUAAAUCAACACCAAAGAAACUAAGUAAACAUAUCCAAAUUCAUCAAAAAGUAAUUAGAGAGCAUGAAAUAUUCAUUCAAGAUCUUAUUUUCCAACAAAAACAAGAUUUCCAAAAACUUUUAGAUGAUCAAACUAACUCUACACAAAAUCAACAUUUAGAGCAAAAACAACAAACUGAACAAUUACAAGCAUGGCACACUCAACAAAAUUCUCAAAUUCAACAGUUACAACAAAUUCAAUUUGAAAACUUUAAUGAAUAUCACAGUGUACUUCGUGAAAAUAUAAAUGAUGAACAUCAAAUAGCAAAGAGCCACCUUGAACAAUUACAUAAAACCGAAACCAAUCAUCUCAAACAAAGACAAAUUACUGAAACUGAACAACAUCUCAAACAAACUGUUAUCGAACAAAAACACGCCACCAAAGAAUUUAAAUUAAAACAAACCAAUCAAUUUAAAGAGUUUUUAAACAAAUUAAAGAAAGAAUUAAAAGACGAAAAGGGAAAUAAAAAACAAUUACAACACCAACAUAAGGAACAAAAGAAACAAUUUGAAUUAAAUUUAAAUAAUCAAGAGAUUGAAUUCCAAAAGAAACUCACACAUCAAAAAGAAGAGGAAGAUGAAAUUCUCCAACGUCAUCAACAAGAUUCAUUCUUGAGACUUCAAGAUAAACAAGCAGGUAUCAUUAGAGAUUUAGAGGAACACCAUAAAGCACAAAAAGCUCACUUUGAAACUGAAUAUACAUUCAACGAAGAAGAAAUGCUCAUUGAACAUUAUAGACAAAAGAAAGUGUUAUUAAAACAACAACAUUCAGAACAAAGACAAAUUAAUACUGAACAAUCCCAAAAACAAUAUGCUUUACUUCAAGAACAACAAAAAGAAUCACCAACUCUUCUCUCAGAUCAACAUUUAAGACAAAAAGAGUGCAUUGAAGAACAACAAAAGGAACGUUUAUCACUUCAACAAGAAGAGCAUCGUAUUCAACAAGAGUCAUUAAAGAAACAAGAGCAAAAGAAGAAGGGCUCAGUCACCGAUCUUCCAGCUUCAUUGGCCUCAAUGCAAUUGGAACAAUCAAAACAAUUACAACAACUUUCUCAACAACUUCAAUUUGAAUUGGCUUCAAUGUUUGAAAGACACCAAAAAGAAACCCAACAACUUCAAGUUGAGUUACAAGUUGUUCAUGAAAAAUUACAAUCCGAUCAACAAAAAGUACUCCACGAUCUUACCGAAGAACAAAAGAAAUCAACUUUGAAAUUAAAAUCUGAAUCUCCAUCCUGUAAAGAAAAUCCACUUCAUAAAAAGAAACCAACAGGCACCACACCACCUUCAACUACACUUAACCAAAAAUCUUUAUCAAAUUCAAAUGGUGCUUCUAAUUCAACUUCUUCCUUAAGUGCUCAUAAUACUCCAGUUUUACCUCAUAAUAUGAAACAUCAAAGAUCUUUUUCAACUAGUUUACCAAAUUUUAAAUUUGAAAAUCAAGAUAAUUAAUUUAAUAAUAAUAAUAAUAAUAAUAAUAAAAAUAAUAAUAAUAACAACAAUAAUAAUAAUAAUAAUAAGAAUAAUAAUAUAAUGGUUAACAUAGUAUAAUAAUAAUAUAUAUUUUUUUUAAAAAAAAAAUAUAAUUUUUUCCAAUUUGUUUAUUUAUUUUUAAAAAAAAGAAAUAUGUUUUAUUUUUUUUCUUUUUGUAAUUGAAAAAAAUCUAAAAUAAUAUUAAUAAAUUUGUGCCUCUUUUUUUUUUUUUUGAAAAAGGCAAAAAAAAAAAAAAACAAAUAAUAAAAAACUAUAAAUAAUUUAAUUUAUUUAUUUUAC
Molecule: messenger RNA, 4111 nt
Organism: Dictyostelium purpureum
Lineage: Eukaryota; Evosea; Eumycetozoa; Dictyosteliales; Dictyosteliaceae
Exons: 5
Coding region: 548-3790 (1080 amino acids)
Biological process (GO): protein phosphorylation
Molecular function (GO): protein kinase activity; ATP binding
Source: RefSeq, a predicted model, not a curated record